CCCUAAAACUGACCCAUCUCCACGUCAUAGCCCCGCCCAUGCAAUCCCAGAAGCUGCCCCUGCGGUUUGUAAUAAAGACAGGGGUGAUGGAGGGAACCUGCACAAACAUGACACUCACUCCUUGCAGUGCCCUCACUAGGAUUAAACUAAACCCCAGCAAUGACACCCCGGAGCUGUAUUCCCCCUGUAUCCGCCCUUCCCCCACGUGUAUUUAGCGGAAAUAACACGCGUCAUUCUGCUCCGAGACACCAGAUCCCUGAGGGACAGAGGCACUUCCUCAAACAUCUCGGAAAAAAUACACUGAACGUAAGAAACGGCUGUCGGAGUCCUCCCUCAAAAGCGCCUAGUUACUAAACAAGCCACCUCAGACGCGGCCAUAUUGAAAUACACCCUGCGCAUGCGCAAAACACUGCGCAUUCCAAGCUGCCAGAACGCGCACGCAAGAAGGGGAGUGGCGCUGUCUACCGCUGUCAUCAGAUUCCCGGAGACCUUCUUUAUGUAACUAAGAGGGGCAGCCCAUGUAACUGCAGUUGUGUCAUUUGCUCAUGAUCUCUCUGGAAUACAAUAUACAAGUCAAGGGAAGACGUAAUAAGGAUCCCCCCAUUUUCGUGUGUUGGGGAAACUUGAAUAUAGAAGACACUGAGAUCAGCCAACGCUCCCAGGAUUGAGGAGUCUACAGACGGCACAACCAGUUGGAUUUUCUUAUUUACAUUCUCUGGCCUAAGAAGGUCCGGGAUUGCUGAAUUAUCUCACUGCUUCCAUCAUCCACAGGAAUCUCCAGCUAACACUCUGCUACUCCUACACCCAUCUCAGUUCUGGGGACAAGUUGCUUUGCCACCUUUAUGUCCUUUUCAGGAGUAACAAAUCCCAUUGCCAACUGAAUCAGCAAAGGGAAUGCUUGGAUUGAACUAAAAUAACUUCAUUAGGCAUGACCUGUGCCAUUUUGUUUAAAGAACAUAAUGCAGCAGCUACUAUUUAAAUAAAAGAAAGGUGUGGAGAAGGAACAUUGAAAUAUGUAGCAUGGACAGCUGAAUCUUCUCUCUUUUACAAUGAUACCCUAAGAUGUGUAAGUAAUAGAGCAUCUGAUCCUUUACUGCGGCACUUACUAGGGACUUAUUUGAAGUGCUUAUCCACUGUUAGAUAAGUAGGUAAUGCUGCAGUAGUUGUAGAUUUUGAGGAAUCAAGCUAAGCUAGAAGGAUUGGUUCCAGUCUUCUCAUGUGUUCCAGUUACGUUAUCUGCAUGACUGUCCUUGAGUAUAAUUCCCUUCAAACAUGGGCCAUUAAAGAAUACAAAGUCUGAUGGGGUCAUCAUGGAGGCAUCUUGCUUAGUUGAUUCCGGGCCUAGAAAUUAAACUCUGAAAUUUGAAAUGGAUGCAGAUUUGGUUGGUGGAUAUUCUGAAUCUACAGGUUCCAGCCAGGUUAGCACUAGCUCAGGAAUAAAGGUGGAGGAAGUUGAUGCCGAUGGAGCUCUUGACCCUUAUUCAGGAAGUAUUCAUGGAGAUGGUGGGACUAAGCAGGUUGCACAGGUUGAUAUUUCUACACCUCUAGUUCUUGCUGAGGUCGUGAGCUCACCAUUCAGAGGGACUCAGGGUAGGUCAGCAGUUUGGGAUUUUUUUGAAAUUCCCCCUGGCCACACCGCUGGUAACUCUGUUGUGGUCAUCUGCAAAAUAUGCGGAGCCCUAGUGAGACGAGGAAGUCCUGGGUGUCGAUUGGGGACCACCUGCCUUUUUAAUCAUCUUAGCAGGGUCCAUGGGAAGCAUCUGCAUAGGGGGCCUGCUGCCAACCAAGCAUUGCUACCCCAAAAUUCUAAUUCCCUGACUUCUCCUGCAGAUGGCAGUAGGGUCACUGGGUCUUCCACCUCUGCUCAUGCAUGGAGCAGGGAGGUGUCUUCCACAGAGAUGAUGUUAAUGAACCGCAGGUCUAACAGGCAACAGACAAGGAAGACCUUCGUGCCUGUUCCUCUCAGACAUCAGCCCCAUGCACCCUGUAGACGGCAGGAAGUGAACCAGGGUAUUAAGGAGUCAAGGGAUCGGAGUGGCAGUCGGUUCUCUGCUCACCAGCGGGCAUUAAUGGCACGGUUGUAUUCAGAUGUGCUGAUCCAUUGCGAUCUGUGCCAUGUAUUGUUAUCGUCAGGAGAGCGAGAUCAGCAUGUUCGGGACACAAUCAUCAUGACUCAUAUGAGGUCUCAGCAUCCUCAACGAUUCUGUCGUUUGGAACGUGAAGCUGCUCGAGACCUUCUUCGUGGUGACCUAGUGCUCUGUUCCACGGAACAUAACCCUAAUUGUGAUGCGGGAGGUCCAAUUGACUGAAUCUCUAAUGCUUUGCCCCAUCUGAACAUCUCUUCAAACUCCUACUGCCACAAGGACAGGAAAGCUUUGGCCUAUGUUUGUAGUGCAGUAUUAUUCGAUCAUUUCUCCUAGAACAUAUGUGAUAUAGCUCUUCCACACAAUUAGAAUAAAGGGUCUACCAUUUCUGGGGGAUGGUUUGUUUAAGUAUAGGUCAACAAAGAACUAUGUUCGAAAUGCUACACGUGAUGUAUCUUGAGCUUCUGUAAAAUUUCAAAAUCCAUCAUAGACAUUUAGCAGUGAAGAAUUGUGCCUCCAAAGAUGCCCCACGUAGUUUUCCAUCUCUUCUGCUGAUUCAUAGCACAUGCUCUGGGCUGCUGUUUAGAGACCCACUCACAGUAUAUACUGUAUACAAUAUAACAUUCCCAGUGCUAACCCCAGCCAUUUUUGCAGAAUUUGGAUUCAGUGGAAUUCCUAUUUUCUGAAUUUAAAAGAUUUUCUGAAUUUAAAAGAGUUUGAUUCGUUUCUAGUUUUCAACCAUUUUUUCAUUAUUG
Molecule: messenger RNA, 2839 nt
Organism: Xenopus laevis (African clawed frog)
Lineage: Eukaryota; Metazoa; Chordata; Amphibia; Anura; Pipidae
Product: zinc finger BED domain-containing protein 6
Exons: 2
Coding region: 1368-2309 (313 amino acids)
Source: RefSeq, a predicted model, not a curated record